Molecule: messenger RNA, 2139 nt
Organism: Ruditapes philippinarum (Manila clam)
Lineage: Eukaryota; Metazoa; Mollusca; Bivalvia; Venerida; Veneridae
Product: potassium voltage-gated channel subfamily F member 1-like
Biological process (GO): protein homooligomerization; potassium ion transmembrane transport
Cellular component (GO): membrane
Molecular function (GO): protein binding; voltage-gated potassium channel activity
Source: RefSeq, a predicted model, not a curated record
UUGUCAUGUUCCUUUUGAAUUCCAUUUCAAUAGAGUAAUCUUUCAUGUCAUCCAUAUCAAAGGAUUCUGUUACGGUUCUAGAUUCAGACAAAUACAUCGUAUGCAAUAUUAGUUCAAGUGGAUUUAUAUAAUUUAGAACUUGAUCGGCGGUGUUUUGCUGGUGAGGCAGAAUUAAUGUUAACGGAUCUAAAGUUAUCACGGGCUUUGUUAGUAAUGGGUGUAACAAAUACAAAAGUUUGAAAGGAAAUUAAACAAAAGCAGAUUUCAAUAGAAACGAGAUCUUUCAAAUGGGACUUAAUUUCAUUUCUAGGAUAUAGAUAAAUAUGGCGAGUAAAAUGUGUUUUGUUUUGUUUGUAAAUUAUAAAUGAAAUGGGUUAAAAUAAAGAAGAAAAACUUCCUUAAAAAUGACUAGGGUAAAAAUAAAUGUUUCUGGGACACAUUUUGAAUUUGACCGGAAUAUUGUGAAUGAGAAAACAUGCCGGCGACUGAGAAAGUUAUGUGACCAAUGUCCCGUCGACAAACCAGUAGAAUUAACAGUUGAUCGGUCGGCAAUUGCAUUCGGUGCCAUACUUUCGUACUAUCAGACUGGCGAAUUGCAUAUUCCGCCGGGAAUAUGUCCCGGUGCUUUUCGUCGGGAGAUGGAAUUUUGGGAUCUGGACUCUGAUGCACUGCACGAGUGUUGCUUGUACAGAUAUCAAGCAUUCCUUGACGACGAGGAAACCCGCCGGCGAUUCUUGAACAAGGCUCUUCAACCGACGCCGGCGACAUCGCCUGUAAUCCAGUCAGCGGUAAUCGGUAGCUUAAUGACGUACAGAUCAAAAUUGUGGAAAGUAAUAGAUAAUAACGAAAAUUCUAUAGCUGCGAAGGUUUAUUUUGUGCUUGUAUUUGGGAUGGUGUUGCUGUCAAUUCUCGUACUGGCUUUCAGUACGGUUCCAUCUUUGAGACGUGGGGUCUCCAAAUGUGAGCUUCUGGAGUACAUAGAAAACGCCAAACGUGAAUACUAUGACAAGGUGAAUGAAAAAUUAGGAUACCCCGACUGUUCAUCGUCAACUGGAGCCUGGCCAUCAGGGAGCAGUUGGUAUGAUGAUGAGAUAGACUUUUCCCAAUAUGAUUGGGACUAUUACGAAUAUCUAUGGCAGCAGUACGAGGAUUACUAUGCUGAUAAUAACGAGACAACAACCAUGGCGUCUUCAACAUCAUCAACCACAGCGUCUUCUAUACAUUCAAAGCGAGAGACAAAGCCCCCUAAGAAGCCUCAAUCCGUUCUUAGAACAAUCAAUAUCCCUGACCUUUCUGUACCGAAAUUUCCUUUCUUAGUGCUCGAAGUUAUCAUUAAUACGUUCUUUACAAUCGAUCUUGCCCUGCGUCUGGUAUCGUGCCCAUCUUUGAAACGCUACUUAACCUCUAUUAUCAAUGUGUUGGACGCGUUUGCUCUUAUUGUCGUGCUACGUACAUUUGUUAAUCGUCUCUAUCGAGAAAGAGUAUCGUUAUACGGAAUCCAUUUGGCUAAAUCUGCUUGAUUUUGCCAAGUAUUCCGAGCACUGCGUCUCUUCAGAGUCGUGAAAAAUGUUCGGGCAAGCAAGGUCCUGGCAUACUCUUUGACCCAAGAUUUGCGAGACAUGACAUUGUUGGUCAUGUUGCUAUUUGUCGGAAUAUCAACGUUCUCUUGUCUCAUAUACUUUGCAGAAUCGCGUGCGACUAUUCCAUCAAUUCCAAGCGCUUGGUAUUGGGCAAUCGUCACAAUGACCACGGUCGGUUACGGUGACAUCUCGCCCCUGACGGGAUUUGGGCGCGUGAUCGCGUCUGUCUGCGCAAUAUGCGGCGUUCUACUCUUAGCGAUUACUCUCCCAAUGUUUGUCAACAACUUUCUCACCCUGUACCAGUACUCUUGUGUCAAUGACUCAAUUGAGAAGAGGAAAAAGUUGAAAAAUGAGCAAGUAGAUAAAGGCAAAGCGCCUGUAGAUGACGACGUUGUCGUCCAUGACUUGGACGCAGACAGUCCUCCCCCCGCGUACGAAGCUCCGUUAGAACGUGCAAACAAUCCUGAUAAUGUAAAGAAAGAAAAUACUGUAUUUCUUGUUAAAGAAGCUGUUGUCACAUAGAUUUAAACUACAUGUAGUUUUUAUUUGUUUGGGUCGA